Clonostachys solani is the source of this 1587-nucleotide messenger RNA. NCBI's taxonomy places the organism in Eukaryota, Fungi, Ascomycota, Sordariomycetes, Hypocreales, Bionectriaceae. The record is from the annotation of a GenBank genome assembly.
AUGGAUCCUCGACCGCCGAUGCAGCCUUCUCGCCCGCUAAAGGUGGUCGAGCUGACGGCACAGGCAGAAGACUUUGCAAAUUUUGCCCUCUCUGAAGGCGACAUUGGUCGCGCCUACGUGAUGCUAUACCGCCACUCUCUUCUCGUCCUGAACUACCUACCGAGACACCCCGAGUACAAGACCCCCGAAGGCCGCAAGGCCUGUAGAUCACUUUCGAAGCGCGUUGACAGUGUCCUCGAGGACCUUGAGCAACUGAAACCCGAAAUCAAUAAUGCCUACAAAGAAUGGGAGCGAAUGCGGCCCGCCGAUGAGCCAUCCAAGCCCCAACCACGUCCCGUUACAGAUCGAAGGAGCUACGCCGAGUUUGCCGCCCGAGAUCCCACCCUGAGCGGAAAUGCCAGAAUCCUUGAUGCCUCGGAGCAUCAGGACCUUGCCGUUGACCUCGCUAGGAGGGAGAUCACACGCCGAGACACCGUCCGUCGAGCGACCAAGCAAGCUGGCCUGUCCGAUGAGGAGACUUUGACGAGGCGGAGAGCUGGACGGUGGGAUGAUUGGGACAGAACAAGCACCAUUGCACAGGAUAACGACCUCCAGAGGCAAAUGGAGGCCGCUAGGAGGAACUUGGACUCUCCAGCCCCAGCGAGAGAUAUUCAUCCCGUGGAAUCCAUCUCCCAACCAGUCCCUCAAACGUACAACUACCCUUCCAUCUCCAAGUCGAGGCCAGUAGGAUUCGAAUCUAGCGAGACACCAUUGUCGCCGGUGUACGAGCCACCCCCGACUGCUCAGCCAGCACGACCACCUAAGCAACCCCUACAUAUGGACGAGUAUUCAGCCACCAAACUCGAAGGAUCAACCCCAACAAUUCCCAGCAAGGUUGCUCUAGUUGAUUAUCAACCUCUAAUACCAUCACCUCAAGCAGGGCCGGUGGCGCAACAGCCACCCGCUCGCCCACCGAAAGCAGAAAUACCAGAUGAAACGCCACCCAUCCCUCGAAAAGAGCGCCUCACAUUCAAGCCUGGAGCAUAUCUCGAGAACGGUGACCCGAUUCGAUCCAUUUUCCUGCCCCGAGCACUGCGUCGCGACUUUCUCAAAGUUGCGGCAGACAACACACGUCGUGGCCUCGAGAUGUGCGGAAUUCUUUGUGGCACACCAGUCAAUAAUGCGCUGUUCAUCCGCUGCCUCCUUAUUCCUGACCAGAAAUGCACCUCGGACACGUGCGAGACGGAAAACGAGUCGGCCAUGUUUGAUUAUUGCGACAGUGAAGAUUUGCUCAUGAUCGGAUGGAUUCAUACACACCCCACCCAGACGUGCUUUCUGAGCUCACGAGAUCUUCAUACUCAUGCAGGAUACCAAAUCAUGAUGCCUGAAAGCAUUGCUAUCGUCUGCGCGCCAAAAUACGAGCCUUCGCAUGGCAUCUUCAGGCUAACAAACCCUCCUGGGUUGGAACACAUCCUGCAGUGCAAUCACACCGACACAUUCCACCAGCACUCGGUUGAUAACCUGUAUCGAGUGGCUGAACACCCUCAAGGGCACGUUUACGAGACCGAUAAACUGCCAUUUUACGUACACGAUCUGCGCACAAAGUAG